AGUUUUUUCACUUACAGAAUGCAAAUGUGGUGAAGGCUCUAACUGUACAUUUAAUGUUUAUGGCGACAAAUUCUGCAUUUGUAAAGAAGGGUACAUACAAGAAAAUGGCAGAUGUGAAAAAUGCAUUUGUGGUGAAGGCUCUACUAACUGUACUGUUAAUCAUUACGGAGAAAAAGUCUGUACUUGUAAAGAAGGGUAUACGCAAGUAAAAGGAAAAUGUGAAAAUUGCAACUGUGGACCAAAUGCUGGUUGUAGAUUCGAUGUAUAUGGUCGCAAGAAAUGUUUCUGUCUAAAAGGAUACAAAUAUGUGGAUGGAAAUUGUCAAGACCUCUGCAGCCCAAAUCCGUGCCUAAAUGGAGGUAAAUGUAAAAUGGUUGAUGGUGAUUAUAACUGCACCUGCGAAUUUCCUAAUUCGGGAAGGAAUUGUGAAAAAGAUUGCAGCUGUGGUCCAAAUGGGAAAUGCUCUUUCGACAUUAAUGGAAAAAAGAUAUGCGAGUGUCAAGAUGGUUUUGCCGAAUCUGAAGGAUUAUGCAAAGAGUGCUACUGUGGACCAAAUACUGGCUGUAGAUUCGGUCAAUUUGGUCACAAGUUAUGUUCCUGUCUAAAAGGAUACAAAUUUGUGGAUGGGGAAUGUAAAGUCACAGGUUGCAGCUGUGGUCCAAAUGGCGAAUGCUCUUUGGCCAUUAAUGGAAAAAAGAUAUGCGAGUGUCGAGAUGGUUUUGCCGAAUUUGAAGGAUUAUGCAAAGAGUGUUCCUGUGGAUCUCAUUCGUUCUGUUUUUUCAACAACGAUGGACAUAAGAGAUGUGUAUGUUUAGAUGGAUACACUUACAAUAAUGGAAAGUGCGAAGAAGGCAAGAAAGAGAAUAUCGUUAUUUCUGUACUUCUUGGAGCUAUAUUGGUUUCGAUCCUUUUCGGAAUCUGCCUUUUUACGUUCAUGUUAUGCAAGAAGAAAUAAACACAACUCUCAUCAGAUGCAUUAGAAAGGAGAGGAAUAUUUGAUUUCAUUCAGUGAUGCUUGUCACAUUCUCAUGAUAUGUCUGAAAGUAUUUUAUAACUGAGCAAAACUUUCAUUUUUUGUGCGCUAAUAUUAAAUAAACUUUGCAGAUGAUGCCUUUCAACAUUUUUUCAA
This is a messenger RNA of Stegodyphus dumicola, 1129 nucleotides long. RefSeq lists its product as uncharacterized. Gene Ontology annotation, molecular function: calcium ion binding. NCBI's taxonomy places the organism in Eukaryota, Metazoa, Arthropoda, Arachnida, Araneae, Eresidae. The record is from RefSeq and is a predicted model, not a curated record.